GGGUGGGAAUACAUUGGCGUCUGCAGAGAACACAUCCACAAGCGCUGGACCAUCUGCCCCCGGGGAGGGACGACCUAUACAGCAACCUACUCCUUCGUAUACGCACACAAAGGGAGCACAAUGGUUUUUGGACUUCGUUGUUCAGGGGGACCUUUUUGGGCCAGCUGUUUUCAUGCAACCCACUUGCGUUACAGACGCUGGGGGAGCGGUCAACGUUGUUCCUCUCGGUACCGUCGUGUCGUGCGCGAAGACUCCUGGAGGUUUGCUCAGGCUGCACACUAACGGCUUGUACGACGAGUGCAGACUGCCUAUCAGAGGUGUUAAAGGUGUGAUAGUGACCAUCAAGCGUUUCGCGGGGUACGGCUCGAACAUGCCAUUGUGCUCUCACUUCAAAGACCUUUACGAUGGUGGCAGCAAGCGUCUUCCAUCGCCAGAGCAAUAUCUCAAUCUCGCGUUGAUGGUGCCGAAAGAACGUCCGGUUCUUCCGCCAGAGCAUGUUUUCCGGCUUCUGCCACCCCGUGAGGGGUCGUCCGGCUUGGCUCAAGAAACUCCAGGUACGGCAGUGGGGCGCAGGAGUCCGAUUCAAGACGCUGGGGGUCGGGUCAAGGGACGCAGCGUUCACACGCAGGUCGUCCCGGAUGCUCUUGGGAACACGUCAGACUUGCAUUCUCAAUGUACAGGGACUCAACGGGUCGGUACUCCGAAAAUUAUCAAGGUCCGCUGCGGCGGCGACAUGUAUUCGCUUCGAGAUGAGACGACAAGAGAUUCAAGCAGAUCGGGGCUAGAUGUCGGAGGGAAUGAGGCUGAAGGGAUGGGCGCUGUCCGCGAAAGCUCUGGCGGGGUGCAGACUCCUUCGGAGUCCUUCGGAGAAGAAGAGCGAGCGACAGAGGAUUGUGCGAGAGGAGGUGGCGGAAGAAACCCUCCGCAUGAAGAGGAUGAGAGGAAAAUCGGAGGCGGUGAUGGGCGGGGAUAGAGGUGACGACGGAGAACGUGCCUCGGGAAAGA
Chara braunii is the source of this 1005-nucleotide messenger RNA. The record is from the annotation of a GenBank genome assembly. Lineage: Eukaryota; Viridiplantae; Streptophyta; Charophyceae; Charales; Characeae.